Messenger RNA from Cadophora gregata, 1131 nucleotides. RefSeq names its product 3-isopropylmalate dehydrogenase. The record is from RefSeq and is a predicted model, not a curated record. Bases 1 to 1131 code for a protein of 376 amino acids. Lineage: Eukaryota; Fungi; Ascomycota; Leotiomycetes; Helotiales; Ploettnerulaceae. The transcript has 2 exons. Gene Ontology annotation, molecular function: NAD binding; oxidoreductase activity, acting on the CH-OH group of donors, NAD or NADP as acceptor.
AUGUUGACAGCAGACCAACUCAACGGCUCCUCAGCCCAGGUCGCAGCACGGCCAAGUCACAAAUAUAAAAUCGCGAGCAUUCCAGCAGAUGGCAUCGGGCCAGAAGUUGUGAGUGCGGCCAUUGAGGUAGUCAAAAAGCUCUCAGAAACAAUGAAGACUUUCACAAUCGACUUCGAGCACAUCCCAUGGGGAACAGCAUAUUAUAAGAAAACCGGAAAAUACGUUGACGACGAUGUCUUAGAGCGCCUGAAGACAUAUGAUGCAGCUCUUUUCGGCUCGGUUGGAGCGCCCGAUGUUCCAGAUCAUAUCUCCCUAUGGGGCCUAUUGCUCGCUAUCCGUGGACCACUGCAGCUCUACGCAAAUGUGAGACCAGUGAGAGUCUUCCCCGGGACCUCAGCUCGCUUGCGAGACUGUAGCGCAGAGGACAUCGACUGGGUCCUCGUGCGAGAAAACGCCGAGGGCGAGUACUCAGGUCAUGGUGGGCGAUCACAUCGUGGCCAGUUAUGGGAAGUUGCUACUGAAGUCGCAGUUUUCACCCGCGUUGGCGUGGAGCGCAUCAUGAGAUUUGCCUUUGAGACAGCUCGAUCCAGACCCCGGAAACUCCUCACAGUCGUCACCAAGUCCAACAGCUUGCGGAACGGCAUGGUGCUUUGGGAUGAAGUCGCGCUCGCUGUCUCGAAGGAUUAUCCCGAUGUCAAUUGGGACAAAAUGCUUGUCGACGCCAUGACUGUGAGGAUGGUGAACCAACCAAAGUCACUGGAUGUCGUCGUCGGCACGAAUUUACACAUGGAUAUUCUGAGUGAUAUGGCUGCUGCACUGGCUGGUAGUCUUGGUGUAGCACCUUCCAGCAAUUUGGACCCCACGAGGAAGAACCCUAGUCUCUUCGAGCCUGUCCACGGAAGUGCUUUUGAUAUCACUGGUAAAGGAGUCGCUAAUCCGGUUGCUACAAUUUGGAGUGCUGCGGAGAUGAUGGGUUGGUUGGGAGAGUCUGAAGCGAGACUGAGGCUUUUGAAAGCUGUGGAGAAUGUUUGCGGCGCGGGGAUUUUGACUGCUGAUCUAGGAGGGAAGGCAAACACGAAGGAGGUUACGCAGGCUAUCUGUGCAGAGCUUGAGAAGCUGGCAUCUAAAUAA